GGCGAUUGGACGUAGAUCAUGCGGUAUCCGUUCUUAGGGAUCAGACCGAUGGUGUUUGUUUUCAAAAAAGUUGCGUCUGAAAGCCAGAUUGCAUGCGCUGGCAAUGGUGACGGCUUAAAUGAAGGGGUCAACAUUGCUCUCUUUCAAGAACAUUGCUCUAAAUUUAAUGCACGCUUGCGCCAGAAUAUCUACAUCAGAGAUGCAGUACUCGAUCAACUCUUUUUGAAACUGAAAUACUACAUUGUUUGCGAUCGGCUCAUUGUGCCAAUUUUCAAAAUCUUUGUAAUUCUUCUCAAACAUAGUUUCAGGUCUGUAGUAUUCCUUGGGUGGGAUCAUCGGACCAACAUAAUUUUGGUUUGCCAAUGUGUUGAAAAAUGAGAGAAGUAGCCCUUCUUCUUCUCCGGAGGUAGGUCGUAGGCAUUGGGCAGUGCAGAGAGGGCCAUGGGGAAAUAGCUCAGGGAGUCUAUAAAUCUCACGUUAUCCAGUUCCAUCAAUAUUAUUUUUGUACCUCGCAUAAUCAGCUUCGGUGUGAAUUUUGCCUGUUCGAGGAUGUACUUCAACAAAAACUGGAAAUCGAGUCCCUGGCCGUUGUGAGCAAUGACACAUACGUUAUUGAAUGUUUUUCUAACAUCCAUUACAUAGUUCAUGAACCGAUUGACCGGAUCUUGUCUAAAGACCCUAGUGCGGUUGUUACAAUUUUGACUAAUGCAUUGCCAACAGAGCUGUUGGGAAACACAAAGGUUGACUUUAUGAACUUGCGUUUUCGUUUUAAGUUUUCAUCUUGCCGGGUCUCCAAAUCAAAGAAAAUAAAAAGAAAGUCUUUGGUUUUCGGCUUGUUAGUGUCAACCCGCAUGUAGCACUGGUGGUCCAGAGAUAUAAACUCGAUACAAAUUUUGCAAAACACUUCACCGCACACGUGUUUUGACUUUCGUUGUUUAAUAAACACAAGUUUUUCACAAUCUUUACAUUUUUUGAUUAAUUUGCUGCGAUCACUCUUGUGAGCCGCGAAACAAAUUUGGUUUUUGUAUUUUAUGUUACAUUGCGCACACAGGAUCCCCCAUGCUCUUCUUACACGGGGGGGGGGGAGACACUCUGACACGCAGGGCAGAUGUUUGAACACCUGUGCUCACCUUUAUGGUUUAAGCCCCCCACAGACUGACGAGCAUGUUCGCGAGCAUGCUGGCGUACAUGCUCGCGAACAUGCUCGGCGUUGCCCACACACGACCGGACAUGCUCGCGAACAUGCUCGCCGUCGCCGCUCAGUACUGUUGCUUCUCUACGGUGUGAUAGUCAAGUUUUGCAGUGCGGGUGCGAAAUGGAUGCAAACGCUGUGGUGGCCCUUUGUGGGGGUUUCGUUUGUUUGGAGGAGAAAAAACGCAAGGUACGUAAAAUAUGGUGCAAGAAUUGGCUUAAAAAUAGGAACCAGUUUAGCCACAUGUCACUGUUGCAAGAAUUAGCAUCAAAUGAACCAAAUGAUUAUAAAAAUUACCUGAGGAUGACUGAAGAUUGUUUCGAAGACAUUCUUAGACGUAUUUCUCCAGAUAUUGUGAAACAGAAUAGUAUUUUGAGGGAGCCGAUCAGCUGUAAAGAGCGCCUUGCAGCGACACUUCAGUUUUUAGCAAGUGGCAGAACCUAUGAAAACCUAAAGUUUAGCUGCGCCAUUUCGCCUCAGUCGCUGGGAAAAAUCAUACCAGAAACCUGCACUGCAAUUUAUAAUGCUCUACGUGAGGAAUACCUGCACUUGCCUGAGAAUGAAAGCGACUGGAUGAAUAUUGCUACAGAUUUUAAAAAAUACGGGCAAGUAGAAAACUGCGUGGGGGCUCUUGAUGGAAAGCAUAUUGCCAUCCUUCAACCUCCUGGAAGUGGUUCGUAUUUCUUCAAUUACAAAGGUUUCUUCAGCGUUGUAUUAUUGGCUGUGGUAAACGCAAACUAUGAAUUUAUGUACGUAAAUUGUGGAGUGAAUGGACGGGUGUCUGACGGGGGAGUUCUCUUUGAAACCGAUUUUGGGCAACAGUUGGAAAACGGCCAGUUGAAUUUGCCAUCACCAACGACCUUUCCAAACAACAGAGAUGUAUGUUUACCUUUUGUUUUUUUGGGAGAUGAAGCUUUCCCCUUAAAAGAAAACCUAAUGAAGCCAUACUCUAAUAAGGGAAUCACCCACGAUGAAAGGAUUUUCAACUAUCGUAUUUGCCGUGGAAGAAGAGUUGUUGAAAAUGCCUUCGGCAUUUUAGCAAAUAGGUUCCAAGUAUUGCAAACAACAAUCAGGACGAGCUUGGAAACCACUGAAGUUAUUAUUUUAGCUUGCUGCGCACUCCACAAUUAUUUACGAAGGAAAAGCUCAACUUAUUUGACACCUAGUUCGGUAGACUGGGAAAACACGGAAACUGCAGUUCUCACUGAAGGCGAAUGGAGGAAGAAUGUUCGCCAACUUUUAGGCAUGAAGCAACGCAAUCGGUCCGGGAAAGAAACAUCACUGGCUGAACCAAUCCGAAAAUACUACAGGGACUUCUACAACAACGAGGGACAAGUAGAGUUUCAAGAGCGCAUGAUAAAUCGCCGCUAAUGUUAUACAUUCUAAAAUAAACAACAGAUGGGCGUAAUGUAUAUGUUGUAGCCAAGGGUAACCCAAUGCAUUACCUCUUUAAUGGUCCACUGUAAAUAAUUGAAAUGGAAAAUAAUGACGAUGUGCUUUGCUUUUAAUAUGUGUUUAACUAUAAAUAUAUGCACAUUUUACUACAGUUGGUUGUACUUUCUUGGUAAGUAUAUGUUUCAGUUUUUGUUUGUAAAAUUAUUUGAGUCAAAUCUGACAUUGUCAAUAAAAUAAUAAAGUAGUUCAAAUGUUA
Molecule: messenger RNA, 2843 nt
Organism: Homalodisca vitripennis (glassy-winged sharpshooter)
Lineage: Eukaryota; Metazoa; Arthropoda; Insecta; Hemiptera; Cicadellidae
Product: putative nuclease HARBI1
Exons: 2
Coding region: 1316-2563 (415 amino acids)
Source: RefSeq, a predicted model, not a curated record